This is a messenger RNA of Vicia villosa (hairy vetch), 465 nucleotides long. RefSeq lists its product as uncharacterized. The coding region runs from base 1 to 465 and encodes 154 amino acids. Lineage: Eukaryota; Viridiplantae; Streptophyta; Magnoliopsida; Fabales; Fabaceae. Gene Ontology annotation, molecular function: nucleic acid binding; RNA-DNA hybrid ribonuclease activity. The transcript has a single exon. The record is from RefSeq and is a predicted model, not a curated record.
AUGGUAAAAUGUAAUGUUGGUGCAGGUUUUAAUACUACAAGGGGUAGGGGUACUACUAACAGGGGCUGGUGUAUGAGAGAUUAUACGAGGAGUUUUAUGUUCGCAGGUGCAAUUUGGGAUUUUGGCCACUAUCCAAUUCUUGAAGCAGAAGCUUUGGCUCUAAAAGAGGCUAUUCAUAGUGCCAUAGAGAUGCAACUGGAGAAUGUCAUUUUUGAAAGUGAUUCCCAAAGAACGGUUCAUGCUAUUCAUACCAAUCAUAAUGGAUUCUCGGAAUUUAAUUUUAUUAUUUCUUUUAUUCAUAGUUUGUUGCAUAACUUUCCUAACUUCGAGGUGAAAUUUGUAAAACGCCAAGCGAAUGCGGUUGCUCACUUCAUAGCAAAGGCGGCCGAUUCUUGGUCUAGGCGUAGUUUAUUUCAUAUGAUUCCUCUUUGUAUUGAACAUCUUUUGCUUAAUGAUAUGAGUUGA